Molecule: messenger RNA, 4629 nt
Organism: Phalaenopsis equestris
Lineage: Eukaryota; Viridiplantae; Streptophyta; Magnoliopsida; Asparagales; Orchidaceae
Product: ABC transporter B family member 11-like
Exons: 13
Coding region: 312-4250 (1312 amino acids)
Biological process (GO): transmembrane transport
Cellular component (GO): membrane
Molecular function (GO): ATP hydrolysis activity; ATP binding; ABC-type transporter activity
Source: RefSeq, a predicted model, not a curated record
AAAGGCAGAAACUACAGAGACCUAAAGUUACAUUGUUUGGCAUAGUGGCGCCCACUCUGAAUCCUCUUUAGCUUCCUUCACGUGGAGAAAAUCGGUGCUUUGACUGGUCCAAUAAUGGGAGCAGAGAGCUUGCCCGCCAAGCAAAGGAAUCAUCCAACGAGUUUCCGUUAAAAGCCAAUUUAAAUUCAAGAGGCAAUAGUUUUCGGAGUACGCAAGAAAGAUCUCUGUCUGCUUUCUCUAAGCAGAAGAAAUCAAAAAAUAAAAUUUCUCUGAGGACGACGUUGAAAUUGAGAGCCUACAGAGUGAUAAUUAUGGGGAAGGAAACAGAGGACAAAGUCAAUCCUUCAGCGGAGGUGAUAGCCGAAGAGAAUGGAUGGCAUGCUGAUCUUGAAAAAAAUCAUGAGGCAUCCUCUAGCAACUCCGAGGUUAAAGAAACAGGUGAGAUUAAGGGAGACAACAUUCAAAACCAGGAAGAUGGUGAUAAGAAGGAAGAGAACAAAUACACUGUCCCAUUCUACAGGUUGUUUUCCUUCGCAGACUCCAUUGAUGUCUUUCUUAUGAUUCUGGGGUCAGUUGGAGCACUGGCGAAUGGGGCUGCAUUGCCUCUCAUGACAGUUCUCUUUGGCAACUUAAUCCAAUCUUUCGGAGGAGCUAAAGAUAUUCAUGAUGUGGUUCACAGGGUUUCCAAGGUAGCCCUUGAGUUUAUAUACUUAGCAGUCGGCUCAGGAGUGUCAUCCUUUCUCCAGGUGUCUUGUUGGAUGGUCACUAGGGAGAGGCAGGCAGCAAGAAUACGGAACUUGUACCUGAAAGCCAUAUUAAGGCAAGAAAUUGCAUUCUUUGAUAUGGAAACAAGCACGGGAGAAGUUGUUGGAAGAAUGUCAGGUGACACUGUUCUAAUUCAAGAUGCAAUGGGUGAGAAGGUUGGCAAGUUUAUUCAGCUAAUAUCAACAUUUUUUGGGGGCUUCAUAGUUGCAUUUGUUCAAGGAUGGCUUUUGUCGCUCGUAAUGCUAUCAAUAAUUCCACUCGUUGUUGUUGCUGGCGCACUAAUGUCUAUUGUUGUAUCCAAGAUGGCUUCAAAAAGUCAAACAGCUUAUGGUGAUGCUGCAGUAAUAGUGCAGCAAGCAAUCGGUUCAAUUAGAACUGUUGCAUCUUUUACCGGUGAAAAGAUUUCGGUAUGCAAAUAUAAAAAUGCACUAAGAAAUGCCUACACUUCAAGCGUUCAGGAGGGCCUUGCUGCUGGAGUGGGUCUUGGUUUUGCUAUGUUCUUCAUGUUCUGCAGUUAUUCGUUAGGCAUUUGGUAUGGAGGAAAGUUGAUAUUAGACAAGAGCAAAGGGUACAGUGGUGCAGAUGUUAUUAAUGUAAUAUUUGCACUCAUCACUGGUUCCUUUUCUCUAGGUCAGGCAUCGCCUUGCCUGUCAUCCUUUGCAGCAGGCCAAGCGGCAGCAUACAAGAUGUUCGAGAUGAUCAACAGAAAGCCGGAGAUUGAUGCUUAUGACACAAAUGGAAGGAAGCUGGAUGACAUUCGUGGAGAUAUUGAGUUCAGAGAUGUGUAUUUUAGCUAUCCAGCAAGGUCUGGUGAACAAAUAUUCAGAGGGUUCUCUCUUUUAAUUAACUCUGGCACAACUACAGCACUAGUUGGAGAGAGUGGUAGUGGGAAGUCAACAGUAAUCAGUCUAAUCGAAAGGUUUUAUGACCCACAAACGGGAGAAGUCCUCAUUGAUGGUACAAAUAUUAAAGAUCUUCAACUUAGAUGGCUUAGGGGUAAGAUUGGGCUUGUGAGCCAGGAGCCUGUUCUUUUUGCCUCAAGCAUUAAGGAUAACAUCUCUUACGGCAAGGAUAAUGCAACAACUGAAGAGAUCAGAGUUGCUGCUGAGCUAGCUAAUGCUUCCAAGUUCAUUGAUAAGAUGCCUCAGGGAUUGGACACGAUGGUCGGGGAGCAUGGAACUCAACUAUCUGGGGGCCAGAAGCAAAGAAUUGCCAUUGCUCGAGCUAUUCUCAAGGACCCAAAAAUAUUGCUACUAGAUGAAGCCACCAGUGCUCUUGAUGCCGAAUCCGAACGAGUUGUGCAGGAAGCACUUGAUAGAGUCAUGAUGAAUCGCACUACUGUCAUUGUGGCUCAUCGUUUGAGCACAGUGAGAAAUGCUGAUAUUAUUGCUGUUGUUCACCGUGGUUCUAUAGUUGAGAAAGGAUCUCAUUCUGAGCUUAUAAAGGAUUCAAAUGGUGCAUAUAGCCAACUUAUCCGGCUGCAGGAAAUGAACCAAAAUUCUGAUUCCAUGUCUCAAUCUGACAAUGAAAAAAGAAGUCUUUCUCUAGAUGGAACAAGGCGUUCGAGCCAACACAUGUCUAUCAAACAGUCCAUCAGCAGAGAUUCAUCUUUUGGGCAUAGCAGCCGCCACCAUUCAUUAUCAGCAGGCUUUGGUUUGCCUGUAGGAAUUGAUGUCUUAGUACAUGCACCAGAUGCGCCCAAUAGUAGCACCACUGAACAAUCAAAGGAAGUACCUCUCAGCCGUCUCGCCUCGCUAAACAAACCAGAAAUCCCAAUCUUGCUGUUGGGUGCAGCAUUUUCAAUCAUAAAUGGGACUAUCUUCCCAGCUUUUGGUGUAAUCCUAUCUAGCGUUAUUAACACUUUCUAUCAGCCACCGGACAAGCUAAAGAAAGACUCCAAGUUUUGGUCUCUAAUGUUCUUGAUAUUCGGGGUAGUUUCUUUAACUGCAGAGCCCGCAAAAUCAUACUUCUUUGGGGUAGCUGGUUCUAGAUUGAUAAGAAGGAUUAGAUUUAUGACGUUUGAGAAGGUUGUCAACAUGGAGAUUGCUUGGUUCGAUGAUUCUGAAAACUCAAGUGGAGCAAUUGGCGCUAGACUAUCAGCAGAUGCGGCUUCAGUUAGAAGUCUUGUGGGUGAUGCACUAUCCCUGAUUGUUCAGAACAUUACCACCUUGAUCGCCGGUUUGCUAAUUGCUUUCAUUGCUAACUGGCAACUCUCACUUAUCAUCUUGGCUAUGAUACCUCUCAUUAGCCUAAAUGGAUUGAUUCAGGUGAAGUUCAUGCAAGGAUUUAGUGCUGAUGCGAAGCUGAUGUACGAGGAAGCAAGUCAAGUGGCGAAUGACGCAGUUGGAAGCAUAAGGACAGUUGCUUCAUUUUCGGCUGAAGAGAAGGUCAUGGAACUUUAUAAGAAAAAGUGUGAAGGCCCAAUGAGAACUGGAAUCAGACAGGGAUUGAUUAGUGGGAUUGGCUUUGGGGUUUCCUUCUUCUUGCUCUUUUGCGUGUAUGCUGCCUGCUUCUAUGCUGGAGCUCGAUUGGUCGAGGACGGGAAGACAACAUUUGGAAAAGUUUUUCGGGUUUUCUUCGCCUUAUCAAUGGCAGCCAUGGGAAUUUCUCAGUCAAGCUCUCUAGCUCCAGAUUCGACUAAGGCCAAGUCUGCAACUGCAUCUGUGUUUUCAAUUUUGGACCGGGAAUCUAAAAUUGAUCCCAGUGAUGAUACUGGGAUGACUUUAGACGCUGUUAGAGGCAAUAUUGAGUUCUGUCAUAUCACCUUCAAAUACCCAACAAGGCCCGAUGUCCAGAUUUUCCAGGAUCUUUGCUUGUCUGUUAAAUCUGGGAAGACCGUUGCAUUGGUAGGAGAGAGUGGGAGUGGAAAAUCAACAGCAAUAGCAUUGUUACAGAGAUUCUAUGACCCAGAUUCGGGCCAUAUACUUCUAGAUGCAAUUAAAUUGCAAAAGUUUAAGCUGAGAUGGUUGAGGCAGCAGAUGGGUUUGGUAAGUCAAGAACCUGUUAUGUUCAAUGAUACAAUUCGAGCAAAUAUUGCUUACGGGAAAGAAGGGAAAGCUACUGAAGCUGAGAUUGUAGCUGCAGCUGAGGCAGCAAAUGCUCACAAAUUCAUAUGCAGUUUGCAGCAGGGCUAUGAUACAAUGGUGGGAGAGCGAGGAAUUCAACUAUCUGGCGGGCAGAAACAGAGGAUAGCCAUAUCACGUGCAAUAGUGAAGGACCCAAAAAUAUUGCUCCUCGAUGAGGCUACUAGUGCACUUGAUGCCGAAUCCGAAAGAAUUGUUCAGGAUGCAUUGGAUCGUGUGAUGGUCAACCGGACGACUGUGGUGGUUGCACACCGCCUCACGACAAUCAAGAAUGCUGAUCUUAUUGCACUAGUUAAAAAUGGAGUGAUCAUUGAGAAAGGAAAACACAACAUUCUAAUCGACAUUAAUGGUGGGGCUUAUGCCUCCCUUGUUGCACUGCACUCAAGUUCAACUACUUCAUGAGCAAUCUAAUUUAUGGUCUGUUUGAAGCAGCUGCAGCUCAUUGAAGAAGCGGCUGAAGAAGUAGCGGUUCAAAAGGUGGUUGUGUCUGUUGCAAUUUUUUCUUUUUUUUUUUUUAAGUUAGACCACAGCUUUUUGAUAACCACCGCAGGUAAUUAGGUCUGGUGGAAAAAACGCAGUUUUUAGCGGUAGCUUUUUGAGAAUGCAAGCAAAACGUAGUUUUGCCGAACAGGAAAAACUACGAUACAAUACCAAACGACCACAGCACCACCACCACAAACAAAUCCUUACUUUCGAUGGCUUUGCUAUAUAUCAAUUUUUUUCUCUCAAAUGUUUGUAUUAUGGAGACAAUUUAUACUAGUUAAAUUUUGUCUUUUCUUCA